Molecule: messenger RNA, 1041 nt
Organism: Colletotrichum orchidophilum
Lineage: Eukaryota; Fungi; Ascomycota; Sordariomycetes; Glomerellales; Glomerellaceae
Exons: 3
Coding region: 1-1041 (346 amino acids)
Molecular function (GO): arylformamidase activity
Source: RefSeq, a predicted model, not a curated record
AUGACUUCAGCAUCAGCAAUGGAUUUCGACCUUCCUGACUACGAUGACCUCCCGAUCGUCGCAGGUAUGCCCAAGGGCUGUGCCUGGGGCCUUUUCGACAAGGAUGGAAAGAAAGACCUAUAUGGAACCUUGAACUUGCUCACUCCUGGAGUUAUCAAAGCUGCCGGCGCUGAAAUCCGUGAUGGCGUGUCCAUCUCGUUGAAGUCAGAUGCCAACAUGACCCAUAUGAACAAGUUGGGCAUCCCAGGACGUAGGCAAUCAGUGCACAAGGUACAUUCCCUGCAGGCAACCGGACUAAGUCAAGGGACUGGCUGGGACGAUGAACUGGAGUUCAACACCCAAGGCAGUAGCCAGUGGGACAGCCUUGUUCACUGGCAGCAUCAACCGACGGGAAUGGCCUAUAACGGCUUCAAGCCGACAGAAGAAGAACUAUCGGCGACCUCCACCGCAUCCAACAAGAUGCCUACCAUCGACCACUGGCAUGAGAGAGGUGGCGUAGUGGGCCGCGGAGUGUUGAUUGACUACAAGGCGUAUGCCGAUGCUAAGGGGAUCGACUAUCACCCCAUGGACGGCUACCGCAUCACCAUCGAGGACAUUGAGGCUGUUGCCGAACACCAAGGCUUGGAGUUCAAGCAAGGCGACAUUUUCUUGCUCAGAACGGGAAUCACCGAGAUCAUAGACGAGCUGACACCGGAGGAUUUCGCCAAGUUGGGGCAGUACAAGUUGUCCGGCGUGCAUGGCACGGAGGAGACGGCUAAAUGGUUCUGGAACAAGCAUUUUGCUGCUGUUGCUGGCGAUUCCAAUGCUUUUGAGGCAUUCCCCCCUCUCAAACCUGACGGAACUCUGGCGGAGAUCACUGGCCUUGUUCUCCAUCCCUACUUUUUGAGCCUCUUCGGCAUGCCCAUUGGCGAGCUGUGGGAUCUCAGCCGUCUGUCGGCGUACUGCAAGAAGACGGGGAGGUAUUCAUUCUUUUUGACUUCUGCGCCGAUGAACGUCUCCUGCCUUGUAGGAUCGCCGCCCAACGCUCUGGCCAUUUUCUAG